AAAAGUAAUAAAAAUAGGACAAGAAUAACCCGAUGACAUCACACACGUCGUGAAAGACGACCGGGGAUAAUUGGUGUGUACCAUCGUGUAGUCUCUCAUGUCUUUGGCCAAGUCAUAGCAUGAUUAUAUGACUCCACAAUUGUGUAAUGUGACAUAGUGACUUUCAGAACGGGCAGAAGUCGUGUAGUGUGUACCAGGCCUAAAUCGUCCUUUACUGUUUCUCCCUCUUGCAUGUUGCUCAUUUUCAGUGUGUGACUGCAGCGUGUGCAUGAGAGGGGGAGGCGAGCGGAGCGGAGCAAAGAGCUCUCUUCAGCGCUGCUUUUCUGAAGCAAAACAAAAGUUUACAUGUUCUAAAAAGAAAACAGCGCAUGUCCUGCAAUGUGACUAUCGUACAUCGCGAUGACGAUGUUCAAACGAUAUAUCGUGCAGCCCUACUUUGAUGCGUGACUGACAGACAGUAGUCUUCUUUAGAACUUUAGAACUUUAUUUUAUUUUUGUCCCCAGUGGGGCAAUUCAUUUGCAGGAGUGUGGACAUGACAUAUAACAUACAUAUACAUAUACAUAUAAAACAACAAAACACAGAGGCAAGGCACAGAUAUACACACUGAGCAUCACUUACUGCUGCUGGUCGCUGCUUGUGCAUGCGCCCUCUACUUCUUAGUGUUGACAGAAUGCUGACCUGCAAUCUGUGAAUUGUUUGACAAUACAACAACUACUACAAGAGAAACAUUUACGUUUUAUGGUGUUUAAAAAAAAAAAGUCAAUAAAUCUGAGCUGCAGUUUAGGGCAGGUAGCACUAUGGUCACUUUUUUGUAUUUUUGAAUUUUGUAACUGACAUUUAGUGAAGUGUAACUCAGGCACACACUGGCCCUCAUUUAUCCAUCUUGCAUGGAAACGGGUGCAGAUCUGAGCGCAGGAUUCAUCUUACGAUAGGACACACGUGUGAUUUAUGAAACGUUCGUAUCUGACCAAUCCCAGCGUACGAAUGAUCAGGCCUUGAUAAAUGCGGCGGCUGAAAUCAAUCGUCAUUAGCGUGUCAAGCCCUUAAAUAUUUGUGGUUCAGAGGCCUCGCUCUUUGAGGUCACAACAUGGAGAGGAGAAACAUUGCAAAGCAGAGACACUUUUCCGAGCUGGAAAUCGACACCCUCACGUCUGAGGUGGAGGUAAAUAAAGAUGGGCUUUUUGGAAGUUUAAAAACUGGCAUUAAAGGAGCCCAUAAAAACGCUGUCUGGAAGAAGAUCACGGAGGCAGUCAACAGUGUCGCUGCUGACAAACGGACUCCAGCUGAGGUCAAGAAAAAGUGGUCAGACUUAAAGCUGGCGACAAAAAAGCGUGUUGCUGCCCUUAGGCGCAGCAGCACGCAGACUGGAGGAUGCCAACCAGACCCCAGCCUGACCCUGACAGGGACCGAGGAAAGAAUCUCCCCACUAAUUGGGUCAGAAUCUAUCUCUGGCAUAAGUGGUGGUGAUGGAGACACAGACGCACUUGCAUCGGAGCCGGAGCAGAAUGAGCCAGGCACCAGUGGCAUGGCGUCCAGGUCUUCUCCCCAGAGUGGUCCCAUCGAGCCAGACCCAACAAGCCAGGCAACCGAGGGCGAGCAUGUGCCCUCCGCCUCCCGUGCUGGGCCAAGACCAGCAAUCAUCACGGCAGAGAUUGGACCAGAUGGGAUGGCCAGACUAAGCAGCUCAGCUCUCAACAAUGAGUUCUUCACCCAUGCCUCCCAGAGCUGGAAAGAGAGGCUGGCUGAGGGUGAGUUCACCCAUGAGAUGCAGGUGCGUUUCCGGCAGGAAAUGGAGAAAGAGAAGAAGGUGGAGGCGUGGAAGGAAAAGUUUUUUGAAGAGUACCAUGGGCAAAAGUCUGGCCUGACACAAGAAGAGUCCUUAAAGCUUACCAUGAGUGAAGCCAAUGAAGUUGCAGCCAGUGUGCUGGACAGUGAUGUGGCUGUGGUUGCAACUGGUGCCCCCAAAAGACGCAGUGUGGGUCGGCGUAGGAGAGACGGCAGAAUGCGGAGACGCACGCGAGCUGACCUGCGUCGGAGGGCCCGUCGUACCCUCUGCAAGGCCACUUCUCCAGCGCUGCAGUCUGCAGAAGCAGCUGAGGCCAGCACUGCACUGGACAUCUCAGCGGUCUCUCUUGGAUCUCCCAUGUCCGACAACACGGUGGUUCAAGGCGAGGUGGUGCUGCAGGCUGAGUGUGGCGUGGAGCUCCCAGCUGAGAGUGCCGCCAUAGAGCCAAAGCCUUCUCCCACUCCAGAGCCAGUCACACUGCCAGCCUCCACUCCUACUCCCACUCCCAGCCCCAGCCCAGCCUCCACCAGCGCAAAUGAAGAGCCCGAAGCUGUGGCCCGCCUGCUCCCAGAGGAGGCUGCACCUGCACUGGCUUCCACCUCCUCACCUUCCUCCUCCUCCUCCUCCUCCUCCUCUUCUUCGUCUGCCUCAUCGCCUGUCUCCUCACCCUCCUCACCUUCUGAUAGACAGGGAGCUUUUGCUGCAGGACUGGACUCUUCGUCAUCCUCCUCAGCUUCCUCCAGUGCUGCAGUAGCUGCUGACCCCCUGGAUGACACCGCCUCCGUAAUCACCUCCAUCACAGGGGGCACCACCACCAGCAGCCGUGAGAGUAGCCCCUCAGCCAGCCCAGCCACCACCCCUGUACCCAGUGCUCAGCUCAAGGAGCAGAAAAGAAGGCCAGAUGAGACUCAGGCCUUCUCCAGCUUCCCCGAAAAGAGGCCGCGGCUUGACGACCGUCAGUCCUUUCGUACCACAAUUGACAGUGUCCGUUCGGAGAAGCCGCAGCCGACUACAGAAGAGCCCAAGGUGCCGCCUAUCAGGAUUCAACUGUCCAGAAUCAAACCCCCCUGGGUCAAAGGUCACCCCACCUACCAGAUCUGUCCCCGGAUCGUGCCCCCCGGCGAGGGUUCGCGGCGGUCGGGGACGGGGGGCGCGCGUACCCUGGCGGACAUCAAAGCCCGUGCCCAGCAAGCCCGUGCCCAGCGCGAGGCCGCUGCUGCUGUUGCAGCCACUGGCGACAGGGCAGGGCCGGCCGGGGUCAGGCUGCGGCCUGCUGCUGGGCUACAGGAUAGCAGCAAUGGACGACGAGCACGAGAACAUCCAGGACCUAUCGAGCCAGGAGGAGGAGGAGGAGGAGGAGGAGGAGGAGGAGGAGGAAAUGGAAGUGGAAGAAGGGGAGGUGGUGGGAUGGAGGAGCAGGGAUCGUCUUCAGGCACUAAUUCGUCUGGAACACAACUACAGCUUCUCAAUGUAGAGCCUACGCCCCAACCACCCCCCUCCUUGUCCACUACCUCAACCUUUAUUUCCCUGGAGCCCCCGCAGACCCCAAGCCCUCCUCAAGAGGAGGCAGCUGGGAGGCCUGAGACUGGAGAGGAUGUAGAAGCAACAUCAGCCAGUGUUCAGAGCUCGUCUACUGGUAUCACAGAAAAGGCAGCUGAUUCAUGCUCUUUAAAGUCUGAGGUGCCUGAGCCUGUUGCCGCCUCCUCAGAGAUGGCUCACCAGGGUUGUGAAAAACCCUUACUGGCACCGACCUCCAUUCCAGAUUCCCUUCCCAGGUUUGGGGCUCAGGGUGUGGAUGUGAUUCAGACGCUAGCCAGCUCCUGUCAGCCCAAAGAUCAGGUCCAAGGGAAGGAGGCUGCAUUGGGUGGUGUAAUCCAACAUGGCUCCCACCACGUGGAACCCCAGGAGGUGUUUUCUCACUCAGCUGCAGAGAGACGGCAAACAGACGUAUCCUCUCUCCAACAAGCAGACUCCUCUGGCGGAGAGAAAGACGACGAGGCUGCGACACAUAGUGAUUCCACAGAAACAGCCUCUGACUGUGAGAAUGACAUCCAGGAGGAUGAGCAGCCACAGCCUGACCAGGACUGGUGCGCUCAACUGAACAUUCAGCGAAACGGCCAGCUGGUCAUCUGUAGCCCUCCUCCUCAGAACCAAAAGCCAGUCAUCCAGGCCCACAUGUCCAGCCGCCAAGGUCAGACUGUCAUUCAGCCUUGCUUUCCCAAGGGUCUGCCUCACCCUCAGCACAGCGAUCUUCAGUCUCUCCCCCCAGUCCAGCUGCAGGGGAUCAGGGACAACAACACUGUGGUCAAAGUGGAGCCUGGAGAUGAUUGUAGAGGCUCCAGACAGAGCUCGACUGAAGAGGACUGCCGUGGAGGAUUAAAGCCGUCUGUCACACAUCCAGUUGCUUCAGCUGCCUCCAAGAGAGUGGCCAGCUCCAUCAGACCAGUGUCCAGUGUGGAGGCCAACAACCCUUUGGUCACUCAGCUGCUACAGGGCAGCCUGCCUCUGGAGAAAGUUCUACCCUCGCACUCUGCCAACAGGCUGGAGAUCAGCCGAUUGCCAGGACCCCAACCCAGGCCACCAGUGGCACGGACCCAAGGGCCUCGUCACAGGCCUGAGGUCUUAGCACAGUCUCCUAGCCCCGAACUGAGUGCAGCCUCACAGAUACACAGCAAGUCUCCAGCAGGUCACCCAGUCUCCUGUCUGAUGGAGGCCCCGGCUGCAUCACAGUAUCAGUCUCAGCAGGCCCCCGGGGCUGUCCCGGUCAUCACCUCUCUGCCCACCUCCUCAUCCUCCUCCAGUUCUUUGUCCUUUAGAAGUAAGUCAGACCUUAGCUCUCAGCCCCCUGUGGGCUCUGCAGUUAUAAAAGACUCUCAUGGUCCUCAGCCCCCUCAGGGGGUCACUCCAGACAGGCCCCAGCCAGCCCACCGAACCAUGCCUAAUGGCCCCUCUCCUCCACAUGCAGACCCCUGUCCCACCGACGUGGUGCCUACCAUUAAGAUUAACUGGCGCCCUCCCCAGUCUCAUCUCCCCCACUCUCACCAACAGCAGCUGUCUCCUGCAUCCACCGUAAAGAAUGAAGGCAGUGUGCGGCCCACGUGUCAGGCCCUUGCCAAAUCAUCCCCCAUUAAACCCAUGAGUGUUACCAAAAAGGAGCCUGGGAGCUCUACGGACGGCUACCUGAGCGGAGGGGCCAUGGAGGGACUCCUCAACAUGGAGAUGACUUUAGCCAGGAUGACAAAGAAGGAACACAGCAAAGCUACCUAUUCCUCUGGCUCUCCCUCCUCCUCCUCCUCCCCCUCUCCCUCCUCCUCUGCCUCAACCCUUCCCUUCCAGCUGUAUGGGAAACUCCCCAAGCAUGGUGGCAUCGGAGGGGUGAGCUACACAGCCAAUGUGUCAGUGAUGGACAGCGGCAGUUUCUCCCGGAGCAUGGCUGACAGUGUGCUCCAGCUGCGCCCACGCAUGGCCUCCAGCCAGACCACCCUCAGCAUCCAGGCCUUUACUGACAGUACAGCUGAGGAGGUGGCUCUCAAGUGUUCGUGCCGCCUCAAAGCCAUGAUCAUGUGCCAAGGCUGCGGUGCAUUCUGCCAUGACGAUUGCAUCGGGCCCUCCAAACUGUGCGUGUCUUGUCUGGUGGUCAGAUAGUAUGUUGAAGUCCCUGUGCACUUUAGAACUGCUAUCUGGACUGGGAGGCUCCAGAGUGUACAGAAGCCUGAUUAACAUAGAGCACACAGGAGGAGCCUGACAGGCAAGAUUUGCCUUGUAUAAUAUGACUGGUCUGUAUUUUUGUUGUUGCAGAUUUUCUGAUUUUUUUUUUUUUUUUUUUUUUUUUUUUUUAGCUGUACUUAUAUAUUAUUAUUAUGGUUAUUGUUGUUGUUAUUAAUAUUAAUUAUUAUUAUUAUUGUGACUUUGGGGCAUGGUUGAUUGUAACUUGUGCCUUUUUUGUUUUCUUUCCUCAAAAACAUUUACCUCAUCUUAUCUUGCACCACCUGUCAUCAUUUGGUGGCCAUCAUUGUUUUGGUCCUUCGUCUGCUUAGUGGACAGGGACUUAUUGUUGUCUCUUUGCGCAAAGAAGUAUUUUUUUAACCAUUAAAAUGAGUAAAUGACAUUGUUUCAUUGGUUUGUGUUUUGCCUCAUUUCAUGGUUCCCUUUAACUCCUGUCUGUAAAGUACAAUGAACAAAUAAAGUGAUCAUUGAACGGUGA
Molecule: messenger RNA, 5991 nt
Organism: Epinephelus lanceolatus (giant grouper)
Lineage: Eukaryota; Metazoa; Chordata; Actinopteri; Perciformes; Serranidae
Gene: asxl1
Product: ASXL transcriptional regulator 1
Biological process (GO): positive regulation of transcription by RNA polymerase II; animal organ morphogenesis
Cellular component (GO): PR-DUB complex
Molecular function (GO): chromatin binding; peroxisome proliferator activated receptor binding; DNA binding
Source: RefSeq, a predicted model, not a curated record